This is a messenger RNA of Aphanomyces astaci, 852 nucleotides long. RefSeq lists its product as hypothetical. NCBI's taxonomy places the organism in Eukaryota, Oomycota, Saprolegniomycetes, Saprolegniales, Verrucalvaceae. The record is from RefSeq and is a predicted model, not a curated record. Bases 1 to 852 code for a protein of 283 amino acids. The transcript has a single exon.
AUGGUCCCAACAUUGAACGACGCGGUAUCGUACUGCGCAGCGUCCCUUUGCUCCCGUUUUGCCAAAGACAGCGGCCUAUGUCUCUUCCACGCAGCUACCAUACAGCAGCAUGCCACCUCGCUGCGUCAGUACCGCCUUUCCAGUGCUAUCAUGUCACUCCAGACGCCUCCGCUUUCAUCUGUCACCACCACUCCCCAUCGUUACCAUGACCUCACAAGCUACCUUCCAUCCAAAUCCUCCAGUGGCCGGUCAUCCCCGCACUCAGACGUUGUUCGCGUCCGCCGCAAACUGUGUCAGGUCGACCAAUGUACAAAGCGCGCCAAGUCCGGGGGUCUUUGCAUUGCGCAUGGCGGAGGGAGACGAUGCGACGUCGACGGGUGUGUGAAGAGCGCCAAGGAGCGCGGGCUCUGCAUCUCGCACGGAGGGGGCAAGCGCUGCCUCGGUAAAGGAUGCAACAAGUCGGCAUUGCUGGGCGGCUUCUGCGUGCACCACGGCGGUGGCCGCCGCUGUGGAGACGGCGGCUGCACCAAGUACGCCCUCUCGGGUGGUUUCUGCAUUGCGCACGGUGGAGGCAAGCGCUGCAACUUUUACGCGUGCCCCAAGAGUGCCGUGAGUGGCGGGUACUGCGUGGCUCACGGCGGCGGCCCCCGAUGUGCCACAGCCGGGUGCAUGAAGGGCGCGGUCACGGGAGGACUGUGCAUCAAGCAUGGCGGUGGCAAGAAGUGUCUGCAGACCGCGUGCCGAAAGAACGCUCGCACCAAGGGAUAUUGCUUUACCCACCUUAAAGCGAUGGAAACCCUUGUGGAUGACCACGAGGGCGAAGGAGACGACAGCGGGGUCGUCGAGCUGUGA